Molecule: messenger RNA, 1062 nt
Organism: Prunus armeniaca (apricot)
Lineage: Eukaryota; Viridiplantae; Streptophyta; Magnoliopsida; Rosales; Rosaceae
Source: the annotation of a GenBank genome assembly
AUGGAGGGUCGUGUUGACAACUACAACGACAUGGAGGAAAUUAGGAGGAUGCUACGGCAACUUACAGAACGCGUCGCUCGCAUCGAAGCUCGAACCCAAAUAGGUAAGAGUUCUGACGGGGAGAGAUGCAUGAACCCUUAUCUGAACCGAGUAGCUCGCAUCGACACUCUAAGCCGUGGGAGUCUCGACGGGGAGUACGAGGGGGAUAGCCCUUUUCAUUAUUGCGCUUCGCUGUGUGAGUCAAGUGAAGAGGGGCACGGUUAUUCUCAUUGUGUCUUUGAAGGACUUCUUUCUAAGCCUAUAAAUGGGUCUUUUUAUAAACGCUUAUGCAUAUGCUGCCCUUCUCCUUUGUCCUCAAUAUUGUCUGAAUCGCUACCACCCACAGCACUACGUACUGUGAGUUUGAAGCUCCUGAUUGACACAGAAAGCAACAAAGUUCUGUUUGCUGAAGCAAGCAAGGAAGUUGUGGAUUUUCUCGAUACUCUUCUGUCCUUGAAUUUUGGAACUGUGACUAGGCUCCUUAUCUCUAAUGGUGGCAUGGUUGGUUGCUUAGGCAAACUUUACGAGAGCCUCGAAAAUCUCAGUGACACAUACAUGCAACCCAAUCUUAACAAAGACUCCCUUCUGAAAAAGACAACAACUUCUGGCGCUAACAUCCUUCAAUUGCCAGCCAACAAUGACUCGAAUGCGCCUAAACGGUUCUACCUCUGUGUAAAUUGCAAGCGCCAUAUUUCUGAUAGUACAUAUUUUGUUUGUGCUUUUGAUUCUUACGGCUUUAAGUUGGUGAAGGCAUCGUUGGAGUCAAAAACCGCUCUUACAAAUGUUUUCCUUGGUAAUAAAGUGCAUGAAGGUUUCAGCUUUGGUCCUCUAAAGAAAUUGAGCUUUUGGAGGUUCAUUUUAGUUUGUGGAUUGACAUUGACAGUAUUGGCGUACAUUGGAUUAUUUCAACUUUGGCCCUCUGAUCUUAUUGGUAAAAGAUAUGGUAAAAACGACCCAACAAGUCCAAGGAAACCAAUCUGCUAUCCCAAUCUUCCUUUUGCACUUUCCUUGAUACAAAAAUGA